Messenger RNA from Brugia pahangi, 888 nucleotides. NCBI's taxonomy places the organism in Eukaryota, Metazoa, Nematoda, Chromadorea, Rhabditida, Onchocercidae. The record is from the annotation of a GenBank genome assembly.
AUGGCUUCGACAUUAACGGUUAAAGUACAUCCGGUUGUAUAUUUGACUAUUGUUGACGCAUUUGAAAGACGCUCGAACAAGCCGGGUGCUAAUGACAAAGCACUAGGCACAUUGAUGGGAUUCUAUGAAAAAAAUGCUAUUCAGGUAACAAAUUGUUACGCAAUACCAUUCCGGGAACAAAAAGAAGACACACCAGAACUAGACGAUGGCUUUAAUCAGACAAUGUUAAUGAUGAUGAAACGAGCAACGCCUUCAGAACAACCAGUUGGAUGGUUUUACACCAACGCCGAUUUGUCAAUCCAUUGUUUGCCAUAUCAUGACUAUUAUAAUCGUUUGAUAAGCGAAUCAUCAGCCAAGAAAGAACCGCCACCAGUGAUCCUGCUUACUGUUGAUACAACUUUUAAUUCAUCAGAUGAAAAUUAUCGGAUGCCUAUACGAGCGUACUUGAGGAUUAAAGCUGGGAUUCCUGGAACUCGAGAUCCACAUUGUGCCAUUUUUAACCCGCUAAAAGUUGAAUUCGAUGCUUUUCCUGGUGAAGGUGUUGCGCUAAGUUUAGUGCAGAGUGGUACAGCUUAUAGUAAUAAACAGCGUGAGGUUGUUUUGGAGAACGGUUUGGAACAACUCGAGAAAAGUACGGGUGAAAUGAUAAUUUGGUUGGAGAGACUUUUGAAAUAUGUGAAUGAGGUGCUUGAAAAACCGGAAUUACCCGUUGAUUCGUCGUUUGGACGACGUGUGAUGGACAUUGUCAGUACUGCUGCAACUCAUAUGUCCGAUGAAAAGUUGGAUGUAUUGGUUAAAACAAGUUUGAGGGAUUAUAUGAUGAUUUCCUAUUUGGCAAGUUUAACGAAAACACAGCUCUCAUUACAAGAACGCUUAGUGGCUUUGUGA